AUCAACUUCUAACACUUAAACAAAUGAAACAACAAAUAUUUGAUACACAUAAAGUCUAAAAUACAGGAAACCGAUGGCCGGAAGUGGAUCGUUGGAGCAAACUCCGACAUGGGCAGUCGCAACCGUCUGUUUCGUGCUUAUUGCCAUCUCCAUUUUUAUCGAGCAAAUCAUCCAUAUGAUCGGAAACUGGUUCAAGAAGAAACGAAAGAAAGCUCUAUAUGAAGCACUAGAAAAGAUCAAAGCAGAGCUUAUGUUGUUAGGAUUCAUAUCGUUGUUGUUAACCGUGGGGACGACACCGAUUACAAAGAUAUGCAUCUCGGAGGGUGCCGCCUCGGGGUGGCAUCCGUGCAGCCGGAAUGAAGACGUAGCGGCGGAUGAUGGCGGAGAGAGUCGCCGGAGGCUGCUCACUUGGUCAAAGAUGGGCAACAACGCCAGGCGUAUCUUGGCAGGUGCUGCUAGUGGAGGCGACGACAAAUGUGCUAAAAAGGGUAAAGUAUCGUUCAUGUCGUAUGACGGGGUUCAUCAACUUCAUAUAUUCAUCUUUGCUCUCGCACUAUUUCAUGUUAUUUAUAGCGUCCUUACUAUGGCUUUAGGACAGGCUAAGAUGAGAAAAUGGAAAAAUUGGGAGAAAGAGACAAGGACUAUAGAGUAUCAAUUCUCUCACGAUCCAGAAAGGUUUAGAUUUGCAAGAGACACGUCGUUUGGUAGAAGACACAUGAGCUUUUGGAGCAAAUCUCCUAUUCUACUAUGGAUCGUUUGUUUUUUUAGACAGUUUUUUCGAUCGGUCCCUAAAGUUGAUUAUCUCACACUGAGACACGGAUUCAUCAUGGCACAUCUAGGUCCACAAAAUCAGUCAACAUUCGACUUUCAAAAAUACAUCAGCCGAUCACUUGAAAAUGAUUUCAAGACGGUUGUGGGUAUAAGCCCGCCGAUUUGGUUAUUCGCCAUUGUCUUCCUACUCUUCAAUACCCACGGAUGGUAUUCUUAUUUAUGGCUACCAUUCAUACCGUUGGUUGUAAUUUUACUAAUUGGGACAAAGCUACAAGUGAUAAUUACGAAAAUGGGAUUAAGUAUCCAAGAGAGAGGAGAGGUCGUACAGGGCGUGCCCGUGGUUCAAACCGGGGAUGAUCUUUUCUGGUUCAACCGCCCUCGUCUCAUCCUCUAUCUCAUCAACUUCGUCCUCUUUCAGAAUGCUUUUCAGGUGGCUUUCUUUGCAUGGACUUGGUAUGAAUUUGGAAUAAAAUCUUGUUUUCAUGAGCGCACAGAAGACGUUGUCAUUAGGAUCACAAUGGGGGUUCUUGUUCAAAUCCUAUGUAGUUAUGUUACUCUUCCUCUUUAUGCUCUAGUCACACAGAUGGGAUCGAACAUGAGGCCAACCGUAUUCAAUGAACGAGUUGCUACCGCGAUAAGAUCAUGGCACAAAACCGCAAAGAAACAAAUCAAAACAAACCAAAAGUCGGGUCAGGUGACUCCGAUGUCAAGCAGGCCGGGGACACCUACACAUGGCAUGUCCCCGGUUCACCUAUUACGUAACUACAGAAACGACAUUGAUAGUUCGCAAACAUCGCCUAGAAUGUCAAACUUCGAUACUGAUAACUGGGACACCGAUGGUUCACCCUCACCAUCUUAUCACCAACGUCGAGACACUGAAUUGGUCACGAGUCAUCACCCGACAGAACAGGAGUCUAUGACUAUUGACCCGAAUGAUGAGAUCAGUGAUCCUGGUUCGUCACAAAUGGUUGUUGUGGUUCCCGAGGCUGAUGUUGACCAACAACAUGUGGUGACAAUACAUGUUCCUAAAGAAUUUUCAUUUGAUAAAAGAACAAGUAUAUGAGUAUUGUAAGUAAUGGAGAAAUUGUUACCACUGAUUUAACUUCUUUGGUCUUUUUGUAUGGAUCUUAGAAAGAUAUUGUAAACAAUAUUAACUUGUACUUUUAAUUUUCUUAUAAAGUUAAAUGAUU
Helianthus annuus (common sunflower) is the source of this 1961-nucleotide messenger RNA. Its product is annotated as MLO-like protein 6. The record is from RefSeq and is a predicted model, not a curated record. The transcript has 15 exons. Gene Ontology annotation, cellular component: membrane. NCBI's taxonomy places the organism in Eukaryota, Viridiplantae, Streptophyta, Magnoliopsida, Asterales, Asteraceae. Gene Ontology annotation, biological process: defense response. Bases 74 to 1834 code for a protein of 586 amino acids.